Pollicipes pollicipes is the source of this 2908-nucleotide messenger RNA. RefSeq names its product organic cation transporter protein. Bases 51 to 1736 code for a protein of 561 amino acids. Gene Ontology annotation, cellular component: membrane. The transcript has 13 exons. The record is from RefSeq and is a predicted model, not a curated record. Gene Ontology annotation, molecular function: transmembrane transporter activity. NCBI's taxonomy places the organism in Eukaryota, Metazoa, Arthropoda, Thecostraca, Pollicipedomorpha, Pollicipedidae. Gene Ontology annotation, biological process: transmembrane transport.
CCGAGUUGUGUUGAUUGAGAUCCAGAAUUCCCACCGGAUUUCAAAGAAAAAUGUCCAGACACCAUGAAAUGGAUUUUGAUAAGAUACUAGAGGAAGUGGGAGACUUUGGGCGCUACCAGCGGUGGUUCUACAGUCUUUUAUGUGUGGGCGUAACUAUAGCUACCAUACCUGGAGUAGCUGCUCUGGUGUUUCAGGCAUAUGUGCCUCAUUACAGGUGUCUCGUGCCGGGGUGCGACAACGCCACGGCGCCCGAAUACCGGGCGCCCUUCACCAAUUUCUCGAUACCGCCGGAGGCCGGCGGUCAGUCGCAGUGCCAACGCUUCUGGAGGUAUAACCUCACCUCCGACAGCUGCCACGACGAAGACUUUGAUGACAAUAUCACCGUCAGCUGCACCCGCUUCGUCUUCGACAAGUCUUUGUUCACGUCGUCGUUCGCCACCCAGUGGAACCUGACAUGUUCGUACCAGCCGCUGGUGGAGCUGCCCAACACGCUGUACUUCUCGGGCGUGCUGCUGGGCUCCGUGGUAUUCGGCGUCAUCAGCGACAGAUUCGGCCGGCGAGCGGCGCUGAUGCUGUCAGUGCUGCUGCUGCUCCUGGUGAACUACCUGGUGGUGGUGCUGCGCUUCAGCUUCAUCGGCGUGUGUGCGCUGCGAGUGGUGCUCGGCUUGGCCAGCUGUGGCAUGUACCAGACGGCGUUUGUGUUGGCGGUGGAGUUGGUGGGGAAGCGGUGGCGCGUGCCAUGCGGCACCGUAAUCAACUACUUCACCACGGUGGGCGCCCUGGUGGCCGGCGCGCUGGCUUAUGCCAUCCGCGGCUGGGUGGACCUUCAGCUGGUCUGCACGGCACCGCUGGUGCUUCUGUUGGCUGGCUUCUGGCUGUGCCCGGAGUCGGUGCGCUGGCUGCUGACCCAGGGUCGCACCGAGCAGGCGCAGGCCGCCAUCCGCUACAUAGCGCAGAAGAACGGCACCACCGUGUCGCCGCACCUGCUGGCCGACUGCGAUGACCCCGGUCAGGAUGACGACGACGACAGCAGCGACUCGGAACCGGUGGUGGUGGUGCCGGCCGCGCCCAGCGAGACCUUCAUCGACUGUAUGCGCAGCCGCGUGCUCCGGGUCCGCCUCUGUCUAGCCCUGCUCGGAUGGUUUGCGGUGAACUUCGCCUUUUAUGGCAUGGUGAUUGAUCUGCCGAAUCUGCCCGGCGACUUCUUCACCAACUUCUUCGUCACCACCAUUGCGGAGAUGCCAGGUUACACGUUCUGCUGGGUAGGCAUGGACCGGCUGGGCCGGCGCGCCACAUUCGUCUCGGCCAACGUGCUGUGCGGCGUGUCGCUCAUCACCGCAGGACUCAUUCCCAACUCGAUGCCGAUCCCGAACGCCGUGAUGCUGAUGCUGGGUAAGAGCGGCGCCGCCGGCGCGUUCGCCGUCAUCUACAUCUACACGUCUGAGCUGUUCCCCACGUCGGCGCGCAACACGGCCGUCGGCGUGUGCUCGAUGACGGGCCGGGUGGCGGCCAUGCUGGCGCCGCAGCUGGCCGUGCUGGCCAUCUACGGCGAGAGCAUCCCGCUGCUGGUGAUCGGCGGCGUGGUGAUCGUGUCCGGCCUGUGCACGCUCUGCCUGCCCGAGACGCUCGGCAUGCCGCUACCGGAGACCAUGCAGGACGCCGUCGGCGACCACCGGUCGGACGACGAAGCUGUGGGCGUGGCUCCUCCAGCUGACGGCCGGGAGGGACCCCUCUAGCCGUGCGGUCCGACGCCACGCGGCCGGCCGGGCGGCGGGCCCGCCUGGGCAGCCAGCCGCCGGCGGGACGGCCCGGACUGGCAGCGCUCCGCGGGCCUUCUGAUGCGGUCUCGGCAGGAGUGAAGGCGGCGCUGCUGGGCGGGCGACGCCUGGUCCUGCUACCUAUCACCGUCCGUGCCUUCAUUCAGAAGCGAUCGUGUUCAUACUGCACCAUGGGCGAAGGAGUGGGGCUACGGUUUACUGACAUUGGCUCAUCAUUAUGCUAGUGUCUGUUGUAAUUAUGUAGGCGUGUGCAGUACUAUGUGGACCAUAUUUAUGCGUGUGCAGUACUAUGUGGACCAUAUUUAUGCGUGUGCCUACCAGAGCUAGUCAGUUCCGGUCUGUUGCACGGAAUUAUGCUGCGACAACUUAGCAUUCUCAUAAGUUGUGCCGGCGUAGAAGAGACGCCAUAAAAGCGUUUUUAGUUGUAACGACUCAUUAGCUGCUUUUCGUCCAUGACAACGUGCUUGGUUUAGCUCUAAAUGCUGUGUUGCAUUUCGGGCACGCUUGCCGGUUUAUAUCCGCUGUUGCGGUUUAGUGGUAUUGUGGUUUUAGGUUCGAAAAAUCGACGGCAACGCCGUGAUGACAGGCAAUAUGAUUUGUUGCUGAUGGCGAAACUCUACAGGUAUGCACAGAUAACAUUCCCUGACCGUGCAGCAGCACAGCGCCGCACAUGGUACCCGAUCUUGUUUUUAACGGGUUGGAGCCCAUUCCAGACAGAAAAGAUUAGUAAUGCACUUCACUCAACAUUCCCUUCAAUUUUAAUGCCGUACAAUAUUCGCGGCGCAACACUAGUGUGCCUUUCAUAGCCAUCAGCACAUCAGUACGCUUACGUAUGUACACAUAGCACAUAAUUCUUGGGUACCCCUGUGUCUGCCACGUCGACCGGUUUGGCUGUUGGGCCGUACUUGGAGGAGGACCUGUGACGAACUCUUCGCUUUACAAGGAUGUAGAUUUGAGCCAAUCCGUACCAUGCUUACGACGUGUUAUCGUCCUCUACGAGGUUACCGCUUUGCUACGUGCUUGUGUAGCAAUUGCAUCGCUUUAAUACAGAGCUCCGUCAUGACUCGCAGACUUCUGUCAUAUGUGCAGGGGCCUACAUGGUGAAUAAAGAGAGCGUGGAGCGAGGCUAA